Cercospora beticola is the source of this 819-nucleotide messenger RNA. RefSeq lists its product as uncharacterized. NCBI's taxonomy places the organism in Eukaryota, Fungi, Ascomycota, Dothideomycetes, Mycosphaerellales, Mycosphaerellaceae. The record is from RefSeq and is a predicted model, not a curated record.
GGGUACAGUCGCGUCCCAACGCCAGAACACAGGCAGCACGCUUGUCAGUGGCAAACAAGCCAGAAAUCGCGAAUUCCCAUCAAGAUGCCGACCACGAGAAGUCAGUCGAAUGGUACAGCGAAAACUGGUAAAGAUGCCUCACCAAAUGCCAUUACUGGUACGAAACGCAAAGCCUCCACGACGAAGUCCACACCAGCGAAGAAGGCAAAGAACGCGCCCACAAAACAAACGAAAAUCGAGCCGGAGUCGGGAAAUCUGGACACCAAAGUCGAAGAUGAUGCAGAGGAUGAAACUGUCAUAAUCAACCGCGCUCCCGUGCUAGAACUUUGGGGAGCCUGCAUCACACAAACACUUCACCCAUCGCUUGCCUGGUCGACAUGUCUCAGCGUGGGCUCCGCCAUCAGCACUCUCGCCGCCAUUUCGAAGGGUCGCUCAAUAGGCAAGAUUGACAAGCCUGACAGCACCGAACAAGCUGCUAAGCAGCAGAAGCGUAAAAAGGAACAGGUAGAGCUAGAAGAAGUCGACGUCAUGAGCUUUCAUCUCAAGCUGAAAGAUGGGUCGGCUGUGGUUGGUGAUCAGCCAAAGAAAGCGAAUGAGGACACGUUGAAGAAGAAAUAUGGAGGGGACGAGAACUACAAUAAGGUCAGAAAGGCGAUGCUGGAAGCGCUAGAAGGAUGGAAGGGCAAAGAGGAAGAGCUGAGUAAGAGAGCGUUUCACAUGUAUGAGGACUUCCGGCCCAAUAUUGCUCCCGGGCAAAAAGGCUGGGGUAGGAAGGGCGAAUUGAGCUUGAAAAGCAUUCGGGACACUGUGGAAGGCUGA